Molecule: messenger RNA, 1017 nt
Organism: Tilletiopsis washingtonensis
Lineage: Eukaryota; Fungi; Basidiomycota; Exobasidiomycetes; Entylomatales
Exons: 3
Coding region: 239-853 (204 amino acids)
Source: RefSeq, a predicted model, not a curated record
GUGCCACGCGCGCAAGAUGGAGGAGAAGCAGAGCGAAGGCACGGGAUGGUAGCAGACCCUGCGCGCCAUCGCUCUCCAUCCACCGUCGUCGCGCGCCGUGGUGCGAUCUAGCGCUGCGCGCUUUCUAGCUCCUCGUUCCGUUCACCAGUUCCUCCACUCUCGCUGCGCGCAGGGUCUCGUUGCAUGGCGUCGGUAGUCUCGUAGAGCUUCGCGCUAUGCGAACUGGAGCUGCGCUUGUAUGCCCAGCGCACGCAUGCUACCGUGCUGCGUAUGUCGCAGUGCCGUGCAGCUUGUGCGCACCACGAUGGGUCUACGCGCAGGCACGGCUGGGCUCGAGCGAAUCGAGCAGACGAGAGAUCCGCGACGUUCCUCGGGCCUGCGAAGGGCUAGCGCUUGCGUAUGGGCCGUCUCUUCUGCAGAGAGAUGCACAGUGAAGCAUGCACCGUUGACAGUGCUGUUGCGCGCGAGCUUUGCGGGAAGCGUAGCCUCGUCGCCUGUCCCGGCCCUUCGACCGCUCCUUGUGACUCCACCACUCUCAGCACUGACGCACCGCCCUCCUCCCAGCUCCAUCCACAUCCACUCUUCGUCUUCCACACCCCGCCUCCUCGCUUCCUUGACUGCCCCGGUCCUUUCAGCACGUCCCUCUGCACGUCCUGCCGCUUUCCGUCAUUGCGCGUUGCGUGUCAUCUCUCUCCGGAUGGCGCCACGCCCUCAAGUCCAAAGCCGUCUCGCCUGCAACGAAGCCAGCCCGCGGUGCCUCGCCGUCUCGUCCGUCCGCCCUGCUCGCCCCAUUCUACUCUCGACUCUUCUCUCUACACGCCCCGCGCGCCUAUCUCUCACGCACGCCUUGUGAAUACCAUGUGCUAUCUCCCGUUGCCUGACGAGCGCCCGCCGAAUCUGCAGAUGACAUGCAGUCCAGAGUACAACGACUGCCGUCUACAACUCGGCAUACACAUCUGUUCGCCGCUGUUCCCACAGCGGCAUCUCGGCGCGCAGCUUGCUGAGAUGUAAGGUCGG